UUGCAGAAAUGGAUCAGGAGGUACCCGAAGGAGAUGGUGGAAUAGACAUUCCAGUACAAGCAGCUGAAAUGGAAGUAGAAGCUCCUGGUGCAGCACCAGCUGCAGAUGAUGCCCCGUCAGUGCAGCAUCGGGGUCGCUCUCGCGGCCGCCGUCGCCGUCGGUCACGUCGAACUCUCCUACACUCACGUCGCAGGCGUGGACGGGGUGGACGGGGUGCACGGGGUGGACGGGGUGCACGUGGGCGUGGAAGAGGUAGCUCCAGGCGCGCGAGGAGCGAGUCUCCGAUUGACCCGUUUAUACCUGUCAUGGAGGGUAUCCCGAAUCCGUUAGCGGAUCAUGCAGCAAUGGUCAGGGCGGAAAUCGAGUUGGCAGCUGUGAGAGAAAGCUCGAAUCCGCACGGGGACGGUCCGUCCCCGUUGCCGUCUGAGGACGAAGAUUAAAAAAUCAGAAUAAAUUAUUUUCAAUAAUCCAGAGGUGAUAGGGUGGAAGAGGAUAAUAUUAAAAAAUAACACAGAGAUGAAUAAAUUCUAAUUUAAUUUAGCGAAAAUAAAAAAGCUUUUAAAAACUGAAUGACUUAUAACAGAUAUUAUUCACCUUCUUCUAGAGGACAAACAAAACUAUAUUUAAUAACAAUUUGAUAUUCACUAUGCAUAUGAAUAUUCUUGCAUCUUUUUUAUCUCUUCAUCGUUUUCUUUGUCCUCAUCUUCUGCUAGUACAAGAGCACAGGGCCUAGAAAAAUAAAUAUUAGAUCAUUCUCAGAAAAUUAUAGAAUUUACUAAAAGAUGAUUUACAAGCAAGUCUUGUGUCUGAUAUAGUUACUUACGUUUCAGUUCAUAGUUAUAUUUAGAAAACAGGACACUCCAGUGCAAGAGAUGAGGAGAUUUAUGAUUCUGAUAAUGGAAAGACAAUUUUUUUAAUUCGACAGAAUCACUGUCGAUGUUGUAAAAAUAAAUAAAACUGUUUGUACAAAUAAAACUGUAGAAUUUUCAA
Molecule: messenger RNA, 990 nt
Organism: Nilaparvata lugens (brown planthopper)
Lineage: Eukaryota; Metazoa; Arthropoda; Insecta; Hemiptera; Delphacidae
Exons: 2
Coding region: 9-440 (143 amino acids)
Source: RefSeq, a predicted model, not a curated record